Molecule: messenger RNA, 1464 nt
Organism: Rhizoctonia solani
Lineage: Eukaryota; Fungi; Basidiomycota; Agaricomycetes; Cantharellales; Ceratobasidiaceae
Product: integrase core domain protein
Exons: 2
Coding region: 1-1464 (487 amino acids)
Biological process (GO): DNA integration
Molecular function (GO): nucleic acid binding
Source: RefSeq, a predicted model, not a curated record
AUGCUGCCAGACCCUGUCUUUGCCAACAUAGCCAAAGUAACGCCCGAGAAGGAGAUCCAGCGCCUGAUUGAAACCGCCCUAGACCAAGACAAAUCCUUGGAGGAAAUAUUACAAUUCCUCCAAAACAAGUCCAAGGCGCCUCCAUCCAUCAAACGCGCAUUCAAAGAUUACCAGAUGGAGGCAGGACUUCUUUUCUACCAGGGCCGAAUUGUGGUACCAGACGUAGGGACUCUGAGAACGGACCUUCUCCGGAUUUUCCAUGACAGCCCCUUGGCAGGCCACCCAGGAAGACAACGGACACUAGAACUACUAUCCCGUAAUUACUACUGGCCAGGCAUCCGUGCAGACACCUACUGGCAUGUGGACUCCUGUGAAACCUGCCAACGAAUAAGGAAACCAAAGUACUCCUCCAUUCCCCCGCAGCUGCUUGAACUCCCAACUAGGCCAUGGCAACACGUCUCCUAUGACAUGAUUGUAGACUUGCCAAGGGACGGGAACCACAACUCAAUACUGGUCAUAGUAGACAGCUUCACCAAAUAUGGGAUCUUUAUCAAAUGCUCCAAGAAGCUGAAAGCACCCGAACUAGCGGAGUUGUUCCUAGAACACGUAUGGAAACGCCACGGCAUGCCAGAGAAGACUAUAUCCGACAGAGGGAGGGUCUUCAACAAUAAAUUCCUACGGGCCCUGUACAAACGCCUUGGCAUUGACCCACACUUCUCAUCAGCGUACCACCCCCAGAGCAACGGACAAACGGAACGAGUCAACCCUUCUAUUGAACACUUCCUCAGGGCCUAUUCAGGGGUCAAUCAACGGGACUGGGCUAAAUGGCUCCCUAUGGCGGAGUUUGCGUACAACAAUGCUGUACACAGUAGCACGGACGUCCCGGAGGCAGAUGAUCUUGCCCAAACUAUGGAAGCACAAUGGAAGGAGGUGGAAUCCGCCCUCCGGCAAUCUAAGCAACGAAUGAUAGCCGGAGAGGAUGGAAGCCCAAUAGAAUUUGAAGUUGGGGAAGAAGCCUGGCUAGACGCCAAAAACGUGAAGCUAAAGACCCUGAGUCCAAAGCUAACUGAACAACGCCUAGGCCCCUUCAAAGUAACCAAGAAGAUCUCCAACAGGGCAUACCGCUUAGAACUCCCGCCAACAAUGAGAAUCCACGAUGUCUUCUACGUGGGCCUGCUGUCAAAAGUCAGAAGGGACAGAAAGCGCAACUUCGAAAACCGGCCUCCGCCUGUCACCAUAGACGGAGAGGAGGAAUACGAGGUUGAAGGGAUCACUGACAUGGAAGAAAGGAAUGGAAAAUGGUUCUUCAGGGUAAAAUGGAAAGGCUACGGAUCAGAGGAGAAUACCUGGGAGCCAAGGGAAAACCUUAAAAACGCCGAAAAAAUACUAGAAAAAUUUGAAAAGGAAAUGAAAAAGAAGGCCCUCGGCGCUGCCAAGGCCCUUAGAGGGGGGGCAGUGUUGUAG